AUGCUGGAAAACGCUCCUAGCUACAUUGGUUGGUUUGUUGACAACAUCCGCAAUGAAAAAGUGACCAAAUCUCCUAUAAGUCAAAACAAAGCUGCCUUAAAGAAGUAUGUGGAAUCUUUUCAAGAGGGUCGUGAUGUUGUGGCCCUGAAGAAAAAGCAGAGGGAGGAUAAAGAGCCCAAAAAGCAACACAAUUCUCCACAACCAAGCCAAAACUCUGCAUCAAAAAAAGUUGUCUCCCCCCUGGCAGCUGGUCUGGCAUCUGGGCACAUAAGCACCGAAAAAUUUUUGCCCUGGGUUGCAUCAACUACAGGUGUUGAAAAGUUCAAACCCACCAUCCUUGUAUCAGUGAGAAAAAGAAAACCGAAGACACCUUCUGCCACUGUGACUUCUACAUCUACAUGUACUCAAGAUGUAGAUGAUGAAGAGCUUUGUGCUUUUGCUGACCAAAUAGAGGAUAAUUUAGGUAAUAUUUCAAAUUUUAGGUAUUACUAACUGUUUCUAUUUGAAGAUGUGUUCUGAAAUAAUGUUCUGCAUUUUCAUUGUAGUCCAACCAACCAGUGAGCCAAAUAUAAGUCAGCAGCUUACACCAGGUGCAUCUCAAUCAAUACAAGCACCUGAACCAGAAAGCCUGUGCCACUAGUACCAGAAGUAGUUGAAGUGCCUGCGGCUCAGCCAGAGCAAUUACUAACAGCUUCAGUAGCCCUCCUCAGCAGUGUUAGGAAUCAAGGUACAGGUUUUUGUAUCAAAUGUUAUCAAUAUUUCACUCUUUUAAUGAUGAAAAUAUGUUAUUCUUCAGAACAUUCCUUACUUCCAGAUGGAUGGCUUAAGACAUUACCUAAAGCUGGCCACCUGUGGGUGUCUCAGGCCUUAUUUACAACAAACAAUAAGGGAAAGGCAAAGCUGGACUUUAGCAGGUGA
This is a messenger RNA of Pocillopora meandrina, 918 nucleotides long. Lineage: Eukaryota; Metazoa; Cnidaria; Anthozoa; Scleractinia; Pocilloporidae. The record is from the annotation of a GenBank genome assembly.